AUGACCGCUCACGUGAGCGCUGUGUUGGCGCUCGUCGCACUCGCGACCACACACGCUUUCGUAGACGAAGCGGUCGACGUGCUUCUUCUCAGUAAACACAUAGGCGAGGAAGUGUUAAACUCGUGGGAUAUUAUUGGCAAACCUUUUAAUGCUUCGCAAGGUGUAGAGCUACCGUUUAUUCAUAAAAGAGAAAGGCAACUAUUUUCACGUUUGGCAUACAUAACGCGAGCGAUUCAAAAGUUGGAGGUGGAUGUUGAGAAAAGCCGCGUGGUGGCGAUGCUGCUGGAGAAGAAUAUAGGACGUGGCCCCCGCUUGGAACUAAAACUGAACGAGAUGUCAGAUCUGCUGAGCCGCGUGGACUCGGCCGAUCGACAGAUGCGUGAAUACGUUCGAUUGCAACGCGAGUUAGAGCGACGCACUUUGGAGGAGUUCGCGAGCUGGUGUGUGGCACACGACCGUGGGGCCUUACCCGGCCUGCUAGAGCGGGUGCAUGCAUUGGUCGUACCACCACAUGCCCACCUACUCGGCCAUAGUUUGCUUGACCUCAUUGUGAGCGACUUACAGGUCUGUACCGUUUGUGAAAUCGUGCCUGGCCUAAACACAUUCGUAUAUUAUAUUCUAUAUAUGAAGGUAACCUCUUUGGAGGCCACCGGACCGUUACAGUUCAUUCAAGUUAAAUUGAUGACGUCAUACGUAAGGCCAUUUUAA
This is a messenger RNA of Pieris macdunnoughi, 708 nucleotides long. Lineage: Eukaryota; Metazoa; Arthropoda; Insecta; Lepidoptera; Pieridae. The record is from the annotation of a GenBank genome assembly.